Messenger RNA from Sodiomyces alkalinus F11, 552 nucleotides. RefSeq lists its product as hypothetical. Lineage: Eukaryota; Fungi; Ascomycota; Sordariomycetes; Glomerellales; Plectosphaerellaceae. The coding region runs from base 115 to 318 and encodes 67 amino acids. The transcript is spliced from 3 exons. The record is from RefSeq and is a predicted model, not a curated record.
UUUGACGACGAUUGAUCAGACACUUGAUGGCAUACCGAGCCGUUUGGAAGUACGAUGCCUUGCGGCCGCCUUUGACGACCCCCCCCCUUUCUAUGCACAGCCUGCAGAGUCAACAUGCGGGAGGCUCACCACUUUGUGCGACCAACCGACCAACCCAACAAACGGCCACAAGGCGAAGCCCUCUCUGGGCUCUACCUCUACCGUCUACGCGUCGGCCAGUUAUCAGGCCAACGACUUGCCAUCAUUUUUGGUUUAUGCCUUUAUGUAUCGGGAGGCCUUCCAUUCUUUUCUGUUCACGUGCCUGGAAAGCCGACCUAGGGAGCCAUUAUAUAAAUCUCUUCGGUUCCUCCUUGGCUCUUGCCUUCUUCAAGCUGCCCUGGUGCUAUCCUUCAAGAGUUUCCACUUCUGGAGCAUCUUGAAAUUAGCACUACUUACGUUCUCAAGGAUAUUCUCUGAAAAUUCCAUUCCCGACUGCCUCACUUGGUUCUCUACAGACUACUUCAGAAUUAUACCCAUACAACCAACAACCCGACAUGACCAUCAAAGUCACUC